ACUAUACAUAAUAGCUGCUGAGGUAGUGGGAGACCUAUCAGAGGGGAGUUGGCAAUACGUAGCUGAACUGUAUCCAAUCACAAUUCUGAGUCUAUCCCAAAAAUACUAGUGAAAAUGGGACAUGUGUGCUUUUUUUUUUUGGUACCGGGGAUCCAACUCAGGUCCUUGCGCUUGCGAAGCAGGCGGCCGAACUACUGAGCUAUAUCCCCAGCCUAACAUUUUUUGUAGUGGUACUUACAAUGGCAAAAGACUAGAAAAAACUCGGAAGGCUCCGGCAGAGGGUUGGAUGAAUAACCUCCUGAUACAUCCGUGUGCUGCUGCAUUCUUGGAGUUGUAAGAGCAAGGAGGAGAUUCAGUGUAUGUUGUGGCAGAUUGAUCUGAGAUACGCAGCAAGGGAUAGAGAGGACAUGGAGUGUAUCCCAUUUUAAAUAAAAAGGCAUGAGGGAGAAGAAAUACAGCUGGGCCUGCACACCCGUAAAUUCUCCCGAGUGUAGAUGGAAAUACAGUUGGCCCCGCAGUGCUUCUGUCUGCACUGAACAUGCAGACUUUUCUUUCUCUUGCCAGUGAUUCCUAAGCAAUACUGUCCAACAGCUAUUCACAGCAUUUCCAUUGGAUUAGGGGUUAUAAGGAACCCAGAGAAAACUUCAACUGUAAAGGAGGAUGUGUGCAGAUUAUAUGCAGAAACGGUGCCAUUUUAUGUAGUGGAGCCGGGAUUUAACUCAGUGAUUCCACCGCCUGCCUCGAAAGCCCAAGGACCCGAGUUCAUCCUCGGUACCAAAAAAAAAUUGUAAUGGACCUGAUUGUGGACCGAAUCCCUGCAGAAACCAAGGCGACUGUGCAUGUGUCCCUUGUUUAAGAAAGGGAAAGUUACACUGAGAACUAAGCAAAAACUAUGGACUCCAGAGAGAGCAGGACGGGCAGGGCCAGAGAUACUAGGUCUUUUUUUUUUUUUUUGGUACCGGGGAUCGAACUUAGGUCCUUGUGCUUGCGCAGCAGGCGGCGAAACCACUGAGCAAAGUCCCCGGCCCACAGAGAUACUAGGUCUUGUUCAAUUGUUCUUACUUUAGAAGUAUAUAAAGGCGUGCUAGUUUUAAAACAUCUGAAAAGAAAAAUAAAUGAAGGCUGCAGAGAGGAAGUCCUGGCCCCUCAGUCUACUGCCAGGCGGGCAGGGCCGGGCGGACACGCGGCUGUGCGGGGCAGCGUGCGCACCAGGCCGCAAACCUCAGGUGGCUGCACUGGCUGGUGCCACCCACUCGGCUUCGCCUUGGCCUCAGGCCGAGCAGGCGAGGCGCCUGAGGCUCCGGGUCUCAGGGCCCAACUGUCGGGGUCUCCUUCAGACCUGCUUCGCAGGGCUCCUGGCCUUCCCUCCCCAGCCCCUCGUCUCCCGCGCGGGAUCUUCAUCGGACCGUCCCACGCGCCGUCUCUCGUUGCAUGUUUGCUUCUCCCGUUUUUCCUGUGUGCGGGGAUCGGCGCCGGGCCCUGUGCGCGCCUCCUACCGCACCACACCGCAGCCCUGGCCCCGCGUCUGAGCAGCGGCGGCCUCGUCCUCCCCAGCUGCACCCCAAUCGAGAGUCAGAGCUGCUAGGUCAGGCAGCGCGAAACAUGGUCCUCCAGGAAGACGCCAUCUUGCACUCGGAAGACGCAAGAAGCUAUUCAGAAGAAUGUCGAACAGUCAUCAGACCUACAGGACCAACUGAAACAUCUCUUGAAAUAGACUGGCAUAGAAGAGGGUAAUAGCACUUCUUUGUCAGAUGCCAAGGAGGAAAUAUCUUGCACAACUGGCUUUCAUUUUCCAUUUUCAUCUCUAAAGUUAACUUAGAAAAGAUUCGUGUUGAUGUAGUUUCUCCUGAAAAGCAACGUGGCUGAGUUUUGGAAGCACUUCUUCAAUUGAACUAACCUGUGCGCUUCAUGAAUUUUUAAGUUGCUCUGUUUAUUUUAUAUUAAAGCAAGAUUGAAAGACA
Molecule: messenger RNA, 1961 nt
Organism: Heterocephalus glaber (naked mole-rat)
Lineage: Eukaryota; Metazoa; Chordata; Mammalia; Rodentia; Bathyergidae
Gene: Borcs7
Product: BLOC-1 related complex subunit 7
Cellular component (GO): BORC complex
Source: RefSeq, a predicted model, not a curated record